AUGUAAAACGAUAGCUUUGAAACAAACGUUUUUGAUUCACGUGAUUCGGAACCAUUGCUCUUUUUUCGGGCGAAGUCUGACUUCAUGGUACCUAUGUUAUUGUUAUUGCAAGCACUCUUAUAAGGUUUAAGUACUAAGACACACUUUCACUGGAGAUCCUGUUCCUGAAUAGAUGACAGUUGUUGUCCUGUGAGCCACUGUGCAGUGCAGCAGCAUGUUCCAGAAACCAGAUGCCAGUAAGGAUGCGUUCCUGGAGCAGGCGCGGGCGGCGCGCGAAGAGCGCCACAUGCAGCAGCGCCGUGAGCGCGCCGCUGUCCGUGUGCAGGCCCUCGUCAGGGGCUUCCUGGCGCGGCGCGCCGCCCGUCGAGAUGUCACCCGCCGGCUGGAGGCGGUGCUGCAGUCGGCGGCCGGCGCCGAGGAGUCGCCGCCGCUGGUCGCCGCUCAGGAGGUGUACCGCUGUGUCAGGGACUACCUGGUCAUCACCGGCGGUCGCGACGGACAGCGCUUCGGACAGAUCUGUAGGUACCUGGUGCACAGCAUGGCCUCGGACUCGCUGAAACUGUGCUACGCGUCCGUGGCGCUGAACCCGCAGCACGCGGUCGGCUGGAUCCGCCAGAUGAGGACGAUCCUGGCACAGUGUCUGUCCCGACUGGAGACGCUGCGCCCAGAGACGGCCGGAGACGCGCCGACUGUGACGCUGUACCUGCACAUGCUACUGACGUUCACGUCGACGUCCAGCUGGCGGCUGUUGACCAACCCCAGCCACGAGAAGCUGAGGCCCGUCAUGGACAAACUGUGCCUGGCCCUGCUGCAGCACGCCAGCGCCGCGCACCUCAUGAGGACGCUGAAGGAGGUGCUGGUGCGCGGGCUGGCCCGCUCGCGGCCGGUGCUCCGGCACGCCUCUCUCACAGCCUGUAUGACGCUGGCGCUGCGGCCGCUGGUGGCCUCCCAGUUCUCGGCCAAUGACGUCAGCGCCUACCUGAUCAGCGUGCUGAGCGUGCCCGGCCUGGUGUCCCACCUGCAGAGCACGGCCCCGGAGUGUCUGUCGGCCAUCAGCACUCACGGCCUGCUGGCCAAGUGCACGGCCCACCUGCUGGACCAGCAGGCGCUGCGGAUCGUCUUCAACACGCUGGAGGGCAACUACGCGCUGUGUCUGCUGGCCAACCUGGUCCACUUGGCGUACCUUCAGGAGCCAGACACCCUGGCCUCCGUGCUCUGCCCCGACCUCAGCCUGGUGCUGACGCGGCUGCUGGAGAGCCUGCAGAAGUACGUGCAGAACAAGCGCUCCAACCUGAGCCAGUGGCACCCGGUACUGGGCUGGUUCAGUCAGCCGCUCGACCCGCGGCUCACUGAGGCGCUGCCUGCGGUGCGCGCUCAGCUGCAGCUGCUCUGGAGCCGGCCCAUCUCGGCGGCUCUGUUCGCCGGCAUGGAGCGCGCCCCGGCCCCGGCGCCGGCCCCGGCGCCGGCCGGAGCCGCCCAGCCGCCGCCGCCGGACGGCCGACUGGCCGGCUGGCUGCGCCGCGCCCUGGAGCGCGGCCGGCCCGGCGCGGCCGCCGCCCGCCGGCUGGGCAGCGCCGAGUGCGCGCGCGUGGCGCUCGUCUGCUCCCUGUACCAGACGGCGCUGCAGACGCUCACCCAGCUGCGCUCCGACAUACUCACCAGUCUGUGUUACGGCGGCAGCCUGCUCCCGGACCUGUGGUCGCUGCUGCGCGGCCUGGGCCCCGACUGCGGCCUCCGGCAGUUCGUCGGCCUGCUCGGCUCUCCGGAUGGCAGUGCCGCCCCCGAGUUCCACGUCGUCUCCAUGUUCUGCGACUGCAUGGCCAACUACGUGGUUGUUCUGGACGACAUCGAAAUGUACGAGGAGCAGAAGCUGUUCAAGUUGGAGGACUACGUUCAGAUAUCGGGCUUCCUCAACACAUUCGUGUACAAAAUCAUCAGCAACAACCUUAUCGAUGCCAAGUCGCUGCCGACCAGCUCCCUGUUCCAGUCUCUGCACGCGCUGCUGCUGCUCCUCUACAAACGGGACUGCCGCAGACAGUUCGCGCCCAAAAACCACUGGAUCAUCAGGGAGAUCAAGAUCAGCUUCCUCAACGACGUCGAGAAAAACAAAAAGUGGGCACUGCUGCUGCUGCAGAAGGUGCCGCACGUCCUCCACCACGAGGAGCGCGUCUACCUGUUCCGCCAGGAGGUGUCCAAGGAGCGGCUGGCGCUGGGGCUGACCGAGUCGCCCUUCACCUCGCCCCAGUCCACCCUGAUCACCAUACACAGGUCCCGCCUGCUGGAGGACGGCUACCGCCAGCUGGCGACACUCUCACCGCAGCUGCUCAAAGGCAUCGUCCGCGUCAAGUUCAUCAACGAGCAGGGCCUGGACGAGGCCGGCAUCGACCAGGACGGCGUGUUCAAAGAGUUUCUGGAGGAGACGAUCCGGCGGGUGUUCGACCCGAGUCUGAGCCUGUUCCAGACGACCAGCGAGCAGCGACUGUACCCUUCGCCGGCCUCGUCCGUUCACCACGACCACCUGCAGCUCCUCGAGUUUGUCGGAAAGAUGCUCGGAAAGGCCGUCUACGAGGGUAUCGUGGUGGACGUGCCUUUCGCGCCGUUCUUCCUAUCUGAGCUACUGGGCCACUCGCACAAGAACCUCUACUGUUCGGUGGACGAGCUGCCCUCGCUGGAUCCGGAGCUCUACAAAAACAUCACCUACAUCAAGCGGUACGACGGCGAUGUGCAGGACCUGGGGCUGACGUUCUCGUACGACCAGGACGUGAUGGGCCAGCUGGUCACUCACGACCUCAUCCCGGGCGGACGCGUCAUACCCGUCACCAACGAGAACAAGAUCCAGUACGUGUACCACCUGGCCCAUUUCCGGAUGCAGACGCAGAUCAAGGAGCAGACGGCGGCGUUCAUUCGCGGCUUCCGCGCGCUGGUCCGGCCCGAGUGGCUGCAGAUGUUCUCACCGCCAGAGCUGCAGCGGCUGAUUGCCGGCGACAACGUGGACCUUGACGUGCGCGAGCUGAGGAAGUACACCCAGUACUACGGCGGCUUUCACGACCGGCACCGCGUGGUCGUCUGGUUCUGGGACGUGCUCGACAAGGACUUCACGCAGGAGGAGAAAAAGAUGUUCCUCAAGUUCGUCACCUCCUGCUCCAAGCCGCCGCUGAUGGGGUUCGCCCAUCUGGAGCCGCCCUUCUCCAUUCGCUGUGUCGAGGUCGGCGACGACGACGACACGGGGGAUACGAUAGGCUCGAUGCUGCGCGGCUUCCUAUCGGUGCGCCGCCGCGACCCGGUCACCCGGCUGCCCACGUCGUCCACCUGCUUCAACCUGCUCAAGCUGCCCAACUACCAGAAGAAGGCCACCCUGCGCGACAAGCUGCGCUACGCCAUCCGCAACAACACCGGCUUCGAGCUGUCGUAGCGGCGCCUUCCGGUCAGUCCCGAGCCCGCCUCCUCGCCAGUGGCUGCCGUUGUACCCCGUCCUGACCAGACCGGGCCGCAGCGCCACAGACCCCACCAGUCGCCACCCGACCGAGCCUCGACCUGUCUCCCCGGCCCAGCCACAAUCCGUGUGUAACGGCUUGUUGUUCCUUAUAGGGAAAUUGGCGAUAUUUAUUCGUAGUCGCUUAUGGUUUAUCAUUAACAUUAUUUUCCCUAUUGCGAUCGAAUUCAUCUAUGAAAAAGUUGCGAGAUUUUCAGCUCCGAAUUAAAAUUAACGUGCACUGCGGAAUUCAACGAACUUACAAAACCUUUUUAGGUGGCAAAAUAUAUUGAGGAAAUGAUUUGUUUUGCGAGCUACGCUUUAGACGUCAUAGUUAUUGAAAAAAUCACGCAGUUAUCCAGUAUCGAACCAGCAGUAUCCUACAAAUCAUAUGUCGCCAUUUAAUUCGCUUUCCCGGUGGUCCUAGUCCGAAAUGGCUGUCCGGAUUAUGUCGCAAGUCGGUCCGUGAUGGUCCCAUCGGCUGGUCCAUCGGUCUACUGGUCCUAGCCGCUGGUCCUAGCCAGUGAUUGGCUAAGAUGCAAUGACAACUAUUUUCCACUCUCGUCGCUCGCUAGUCCUCUGGUCCCGCCAGCUGUUCCCUGAUCAGCUGGUCCGCACCUGCCCCCAUCAUCUGCCCUCCCCCUUCCUGUUUGUGUCGGCGCCGGGCGUCGCUGGGGGAUCUCCGGAGGGGCCCCUGUCCCCUCUGAUCGAUGCCACCCUGGCCCCGGGAGCGGGGUAUCCGUCCGCCGGCGAUCGGAGGGGCGGCCGAACGGUCAUCGCGCCGGCAGCGGCGGCAGACAGCGGCCGACGCCGGGCGCCCCUUGUGGCCGACAGGGUACCGCCGGAUGUGUGCCUGCCAUAGAGACGAGUCGGCUCCGUGAGGAGACAGGACACUCGUAUGAGGGAUUAGGGAGACUUUUGAGGGGUGAGGGGGACGUUUCCCUCGGACAGUCACGGGCAGUGAGAUGAGAGGAAAAGUGUUGGUGAGACUGGUGAGAGGAGAUUGGUUCUAGAUAUGCAGGGUAACAGGCAGUUCGGUGAGAGGGAGAGUAUCGAGCCGUUCAGAGGAGAGUGGUGCCGGGUGUGCCGCCUGUGGGAGCCUGCAGUGCUGCCGGUAGUCUCGACUGUGAUAUAUAUCGCGUGUGUUUGAAUACGAUCGGCCUGCUUCGCGCCGCUGUCCGAUCAAAUUGUCAGCAGUCGCCGAUCUGAUUCCAUGAUCGUGAUCGUGGUGUUGUAUUCCAGUAUUUUUGUUAGACCUUCCUGACCUAUAAUGAUCGUCGUGCUAUGGUAAUGGUGGCAAUAUGUUAUUGAACGCUAUGUGGAUAUUACUAUUAUCUGCCUUUGUGCGGUGCAGUGCGCCGCUGUUUUGUCCUAUGGGGCAAUAUCGGCGUCAGUGCCGUGCGAUCCUCCCGUUUUCCGAGCCGCACAGGGCACGACUCUGUGACUUGCGGUGCCGGCUCUUCCCAAGUACCGGUUGACAAACUGGUUUACAGGCGCGGUCAUUGCGAAUAGCCAUGCUUUUGUACUGUGGUACGGUACCAGCCGUCAACACCCGGGUUUAUCUUCGCCUCCAGCUCUGUGCGAGCCACCGCUUCGUCAAACCCGGGUGGACGACGAGGGUCGUUUGGGAACAAAGGACAGGACGGUGAUGAUGGGGAUGGUGGGUGGGCAACACUCCGCGCACCCCUUGUACACCGCGGCUCGGCUCACACUGCGCGUGUUAUCGGCCGACCACGGCGGGGCCGCCGCGGUUCUGUUUGUUCUUCUCCACCCUUCUCGUUAUCGCCCCCCCCCCCUCCCCCUCCCGCUUCCCUGGACCCCACUGGCUCGGUGUCGCGUCGUGUCACCUCGGCCCGCUAAUCACGAUUCAACGUCCCGUUAAUGCUUGAUUAGCGUGUCCUCCGAUCAACUCCUCUCCCUGUUUGGCUGUGAAAGGCCGUCAACACCCGGGUUUAUCUUCGCCUCCAGCUCUGUGCGAGCCACCGCCAAACACCCCAAAGGAACCAAGGGUAUGUGUAUUCUUACUAGAUUAUGCGCGCGUGUCCCGUUCACAGGGUUCACAGGCGGUACCUGUCAGCACGGGGGUUCCACGGCUCGGGUCCUGUAGGUACUCCGCCACACACGAUGGGGGCCGGACCGGACACUGGGCCGCCUGUGGCCGCAGCCGCCGGAAACCGCGCCAAGUCGUGCCGACUGAGCGCGUCGGCCGCGCCGUUCUCUUUCGUUGCCACGUACUCGACGGAUACAGCGGACUCAUGGAACGCCGUCCAGAACAGGGGCUGACGCAGCAGCGCCAUAAUCAGUGGCGACCCCGACCAUCCCCUCCCCCCAGACCCCCACCUCCCCCAUGUUAUCGGACCGGAUCAGCACGCGGUGCCCGCCCCAUCUCUCUCCCCACACCAAACAUGCCACCAUGACGGGGAUGAGCUCCAGCCACGUCAUGGAUGGCGCGACGUCACACUGCAGCUCGCGGGGCCACUCCAUCAUCCACCAUUCGUCUCCGUGCCACGCCCCCAUCCCCCGACGUGAGCUGUCCGUGUUCAUCACAAUACAGUGGUCGUAGGGGCAUUCCAUGUCAACCGGGACAGCCAAAAUCGGCCACCUCUGCGAUUUUGUUCAAACUUGGUAUACUUAUUGGCUAUUGGGUGAAACCUCUGAGGGUGAAAGGAUUUUGUCAUAUGCCCUCGGGGUACAGAGAUACAAGUCGCUAAACUUCUGCUUUUUGAGCAGAAUUGGACGUGUAUUGCAAUCUUGAAAGAUCUAUAGCUUCAACAUUUUUGAAGCUAUUAAUUUCAAACAAACUGAAACGUGUACGUAAAGAGUUGUGCUAGUAAAAUUUGACAAUUUUUACAUUUUUUGGUGAUUUUGAAUUUAUUUUAUCUUGAAUUAAUUUUUUAAAAUGUAAUUUGUGAAAAAUGGGUACCCUUCGAUUUUGCUCAAAUUUAGAUAUUGUGUUCCACUACACGUAAGGCACACGUGCUGAGAAAAUUAGAAUGGGCCAACACUCCGCGCACCCCUUGUACACCGCGGCUCGGCUCACACUGCGCGUGUUAUCGGCCGACCACGGCGGGGCCGCCGCGGUUCUGUUUGUUCUUCUCCACCCUUCUCGUUAUCGCCCCCCCCCCCUCCCCCUCCCGCUUCCCUGGACCCCACUGGCUCGGUGUCGCGUCGUGUCACCUCGGCCCGCUAAUCACGAUUCAACGUCCCGUUAAUGCUUGAUUGAGUGUUGUCUUUCCUCGUGGCGACCUGUGUGCGAUUUCAAACUCUUGGAGCAUGUUUCCGUGUUUUGUCGCGUAAUGCACAUUUUCCCUGGGUGUCGUCCUCACUUUCCUGGUGCUCGGUGACCAGAGGAGACGGAUUUUCUCUGGGUAUGGCCUCGUUGAAAGGCUUUCACAUCAGGAUCGAAAUCACUGCAAACUGUCUAGCUGCGAUCUCAGUGUAUGUUUUCGUCUCAAUGUUGUCAUAUUUUGAUGAGUUGUGAACCAAAUACAAACUUCUGCGAA
Amphibalanus amphitrite is the source of this 6975-nucleotide messenger RNA. RefSeq names its product ubiquitin-protein ligase E3B-like. The transcript is spliced from 20 exons. The record is from RefSeq and is a predicted model, not a curated record. Gene Ontology annotation, molecular function: protein binding; ubiquitin protein ligase activity. The coding region runs from base 215 to 3412 and encodes 1065 amino acids. Gene Ontology annotation, biological process: ubiquitin-dependent protein catabolic process; protein polyubiquitination. NCBI's taxonomy places the organism in Eukaryota, Metazoa, Arthropoda, Thecostraca, Balanomorpha, Balanidae.